CAACUUGAAACAACCCCUCAGCCACUUGCUUUCUCCAGGAUUUAAAUUAAAGACAUUAUGAAGGGUGCUAUUCUACUACUUUAAGUCUGUCCGUCAUGUCUGUGCUAAUUCUUGCCGUCGUGGGGUAUUCCAUGUACAAACAGAAGAGGGAUGAAGUCGAAUUCAAAGACUUCCCGGUGGAUUUAGAUGUCCGUUCUUUCUUUGAUACACAAGAUGGAACGCAAGAUGGAACAAAAGAUAGAGCUAAAACCAAGACGAAAAGAGCAUUUGUAAACUUUCUCCCCGCCGAAAUAAAGAUGUGUCGGUAUGCGAACUCAUUGACAACAAUUACAUUUUAUGAGGGAGAUUAUCGAAAGAUACGAAAAGAUUUAGAACGAAGAGUGAACAACGUGCUGGAAGCGAAUCCAUGGUUGGGCGGACGGUUGGCAGUAAAACCUGGUGACGAUCAACUAAGAUUGUGGUACGAUCCAACUGGCGUUGAUUUACCACCCGAUAUAUACACCUGUUACGAACCGGGCAUUAUUCCAUUGAAGCGGACUACGCAGUACGCACAAUACAAGGAUUGUCUCGCCGAUCACGACGUCGUGGUGCCUCGGAGCCACGAAUUAGUAGGGAAGAAUAGGCCUCUGUGGCAAGUUACCGUGGUGCCAGACAUUGUCGAACAAAACGAGCGAUUCGCCAUCGUUGUCAGCCAGUCGCAAAUGAUCGGCGACGCAUAUACAUAUUAUCAGAUUUUUCACAUGCUGUUCAAUUCGAGAAAUAAUACCAUGGAGGUUUUGGUCAAUACGGCACCGGUAGAAAAGUUGAAUCCAAUUCGUAGGGCCGAUGUACAGCAUUAUGUCGAAGAACACAUGGGACUUCAAGAAGCAUCCUACGUGAAAAAAUCCAAUUCGAACGUGAUCGACGAAGUUUAUGACAUGGUUAGCUUCCACAAAAAACAAGCGAUGAUGUUUACCGUCUCCGAGAGUUGGCUGAAAACUAGAACGGAAAAGUGCAUAGCGGACAAACGGGAGAGGGACAAAAGCGAAUUCAUUGCUAAAUUCUGCGAGGCCGCCGACGGCAACCACGAUGGAAAUAUCACCCCGGAACCUCGUCGUCGGACGUCAUUUUUGUCGACAAGGAUGAAAUCAUCAAGAUCUUUCUCCGAAGUCCUUCCGGACAAGACUGGUGACGGGAAGGAAGAACCAUCCGCGAUGGCGACCAGAAAAGCAGCAAUGGCAGCAUGGGAGUCUUCUAUCAAUGAUCGCGAUCGCUUCGACGACAUUGAUCCUACCGAUGUCUUGCUAUCGUGGUGGUUUUGUAUAUCCAAUGCCGAUAUCGGGCUGUAAGUAUCUAGACCUGCAACAAUAUUUGGUUCCAUUAGUGCUGUCUCCGUUGAUAUAAUUUUUGAGCUAACGCGUUCUCAAUUCUUGUGUUCUUCUGUUGUUUGUCCUCCCAGAUAUCCCCACCACUUGCGAAAAUCAUUGGCCGUACUUUCGGACACUGACGCCGGGAACUAUAACACCCCGAUUCCUUUCAGAAAGGCCGACUACCAGACACCUCACCAGAUACACGAAUCCAUCAAUACGGGCAAACGAGUUGGUUCCGAGCAGUCUCAGAGACCACUGCCGCGGAUCACAACUCAUUAUUCGUUUGCGAUGGGUGUCGAUUGGGACAAGCUCUAUUCCGACCUGAUGCCGAGGGGGAGUGGCACGGGGGACCAAACCGAGCCGAGCAAUCCCGGGGGCAACGAAGAUGGAAGCAUCGACGGCAACAGCGACGGCUUUGUGCAAGACCUCCACGUUCCCCUUUUCACGGACACCGACAUCAACGCCAUGCCCGCCAGGAAGGACGCUUGUCUCAUUUUUACGGCCAGGGCCGGGAAAGACCACCCCGGUGGACGAACGAUCGGGAUGUUUCUGGUAGCCAGCAGAGCCGUUUGCGAGCGGGUGUCCGCGUGUGGCAUCGUCGACCGGGGUGCUUCCUCGAGCACGAUGGCGGGCAUCACGGAAAGUGGCAGGGGCGGCCCGGUCGUCGACUUUGGUCCGGGAACGAGCCCCCGAAAGGUCGGGGUCGUGGCGAGCGACCGUCAGUGACCGGCAACCCCAACAAGAGUCGGGGAGCGCGCAGAAACCAGCCCGGGCGACGGCGCGGUGCGGCGCCGUGGGAUUGGGCGUUACCGAGACGGUCUUUUGCCCGAAAGAGCAUCUUAGUGAGAGCGCCAAAUCCUUACGGUCUAGCGUCGUCAGGGAUCGCGAAGAAACUGGUGCCGAUGAAGGUUUCUUGGGAAAUCGUUGCGUCAAGCCACGUGCUAAAAUAAUACGUACAAUGAACUGCUAUCCUAUUACUACAAUACAUAUGACGAAUACGA
This is a messenger RNA of Pseudo-nitzschia multistriata, 2350 nucleotides long. The record is from the annotation of a GenBank genome assembly. Lineage: Eukaryota; Bacillariophyta; Bacillariophyceae; Bacillariales; Bacillariaceae.